Molecule: messenger RNA, 927 nt
Organism: Portunus trituberculatus (swimming crab)
Lineage: Eukaryota; Metazoa; Arthropoda; Malacostraca; Decapoda; Portunidae
Exons: 4
Coding region: 82-588 (168 amino acids)
Source: RefSeq, a predicted model, not a curated record
AGGGAGAGGCCGCAGGACCACUCACUCCAACCUGAGCAGCGGAGCAGAGCACAUCCCCAGCAGGAGACAGAGUGUGGCACCAUGGCGACUAUGCGUGUGAUGGCACUGAUGGUUGUGCUGGUGGUGGUGGCACUCCCGACUGUCUUAGGCUUGUCUUUGUCCUGCACGGAGCCCUUCAAGGCUGUGGCCAACAAGUGGUGCGUGGCGGCCAACAUCAGCGUGCCUGAGGUGGCGCACACGUGGCCUGGAGCGAGGAGCGCGUGUCAGAGAAUAAAAGGAGACUUGAUCAUCCUGGAGGAGGACGACAAGAUGCAAGCCAUCACCGCCCACCUGCUCACUCAGUUUAGUGAAGGCAGAGAGUCGUAUCCCUUCUGGGUGGGCGGCAGAGGAAAUUUAGGCAAGUGGACGUGGGUGGACGGAAGCCCCAUGAACCUCCAGUCCAACAUGUGGAUUCCAGACAGCCCGUACGAAAAGUUAAACAAUGGAGUCUCCCACACUCUGCUGAUUCAGGCAGGACCCUGGAAAAGGCGGUACAUGGAAUCCAUGCCCCCGGAAAGUAACUUCCCGGGCUACAUUUGUGAGAAGUAGAUAGAUCAGCACGGAAAGAUAGAAAAUAAGGGUGAGGUUAGAGUAAUAAGAAAACCAUGUACUUGAUUUGAAUGGCAAGAAAAAAGAGGAGGAUAAAAGUGAAUCAAGAUCGUUUGUGAGUUUGUGAGUAUUAGAUGAGUAAAGAUAUGGUGUAAUUGUCAGGCUCUGGUGGUAGGAUAGGCUGAGGGAAAACUUCGAAACCUGCUUGACUCUGAAAGGAGAAUUAGAUAGCUAAAGGAGGAAAGGAAGGAAUACAAAAGAGAAUUAAAUAAAAGAAAAAGAAAUGAGAAAACUUUAUGUAAUAUGUUUAAGAAGUACACAGAAAUAUUACAGAGACAA